CGCGUGAAAACAACUCUAAAUCUCCUGAGAUUAUUCCACACUUGGUCUCCUCCAACAGUUCUCUUUUUCUUCAGCUCCAAUCAAAUUUUAACGGAAGAAAUCGAUCCACCGGUGGAGUUUUGAGGAGGAGAUGGUGUCACCCGAAAACGCUAAUUGGAUAUCCGACCUGAUCGAUGCGGACUAUGGGGGCUUCACCAUCCAAGGUCCUGGUUUCUCUUGGCCCGUUCACCAACCUCUUGCCGUUUCUUCUAACUCCAGCGCGGGAGUUGAUGGUUCGGCUGGAAAUUCAGAAGCCAGCAAGGAACCUGGCUCCAAAAAGAGGGCGAGAUGUGAAUCAUCCUCUGCCACUAGCUCAAAAGCAUGUAGAGAGAAGCAGCGCCGAGACAGGCUGAAUGACAAGUUUAUGGAAUUGAGUGUAAUUCUGGAGCCUGGAAACCCUCCCAAAACAGACAAGGCUGCAAUCUUGGUCGAUGCUGUCCGCAUGGUGACACAGCUACGCGGCGAAGCUCAGAAGUUGAAGGACACCAAUUCAGGUCUUCAGGAAAAAAUCAAAGAGUUAAAGACUGAGAAAAACGAGCUGCGAGAUGAGAAACAGAGGCUGAAGACAGAGAAAGAGAAGCUGGAGCAACAGCUGAAAGCCAUGAAUGCUCCUCAACCAAGCUUCUUCCCAGCUCCACCUAUGAUGCCAACUGCUUUUGCUUCUGCUACGCAAGGCCAAGCUCCCGGAAACAAGAUGGUGCCAUUCAUCAGUUACCCGGGAGUUGCCAUGUGGCAGUUCAUGCCUCCUGCUUCCGUGGAUACCUCUCAGGAUCAUGUCCUUCGUCCACCAGUUGCUUAACUUGGAGGAAAAAAAAUCAUCAACUGGUUUGCUUCUUGCUUCCGCUGAAAAAAGAAAUGAAAAGUCCAUUUGUUUUGCUCUCCACUUUCUCGGCUUUCUUAGUCUUAUCGUUGCUUUUGUUUUAUCUUGUUAUGGUCGUAUGAACAACUGUUAUCUGCUGAACAACUGUAAACUCCAAUUGCUUGGUGCAAUGUUAUCUAUUUACAUGUAAAUUUAAGUAGAGUUUGGCA
This is a messenger RNA of Brassica rapa (field mustard), 1068 nucleotides long. Its product is annotated as transcription factor ILR3. Gene Ontology annotation, molecular function: DNA-binding transcription factor activity; protein dimerization activity. NCBI's taxonomy places the organism in Eukaryota, Viridiplantae, Streptophyta, Magnoliopsida, Brassicales, Brassicaceae. Gene Ontology annotation, biological process: intracellular iron ion homeostasis; regulation of DNA-templated transcription. The record is from RefSeq and is a predicted model, not a curated record.